UAUCCAUUUUACUUCGGCGUUCGGCCAUUAGUAGAAUUGUCCGCCACACCCAUUACGUUUCAAUUAUUUUGGAGAGGUUGAAUCCUCUCAUAUUCAUUUUUAAAACUUUUAACUACAUAUAAGUGGUGUUUUAAAAUUUAUACGGUACACUUAGAAAGUUACCAUGGGUUCGCUGUUCCGCAGCGAAGAAAUGGCCCUGUGCCAGUUGUUUUUGCAAAGCGAAGCAGCAUACGCCUGUGUGUCGGAACUUGGAGAACUGGGCUUGGUCCAGUUUAGAGACGUGAGUAAAAAUUAUUUUAUUAGUCUCGUGUUAUUACAUAUUUAUGUUUGGUUCCAUUUGUCACUGUUAGUUGAAUCCUGAUGUCAAUGCUUUUCAACGUAAGUUUGUCAGUGAGGUGCGCAGAUGUGAUGAAAUGGAACGAAAAUUACGGUACUUGGAAAAGGAGAUUAAGAAGGACGAAAUACCGAUGUUGGACACAGGCGAAAAUCCGGAAGCCCCUCAGCCUCGUGAAAUGAUUGACCUUGAAGUAAUAUAAUUUGAUCUUUCUUAUUUGUACUUUACAUGCUAUAUAGGUACUUUCUUGAUUUUUAUUGACAUAAUUCAUGUUUUAGAAACUAAAAACAAAAUUUGAUCUAUUCAAUUACCUACAAUAUGAACCAAAUUCAGAUUAUUUAAUGUAUCAUAAGUGGAUACUCCUUGAGGUACUCCCAUUCUGUACAUCGUUAAAUACCCAUGUCCCAUAUUAAAUGAAGUCAAUUUUAUCCGAUUCCUACUAACACGUGUAAUUAAUAUUGUUACAAAUAAGUAUUAUUGACCAAUGUAUGAAUCGCCUAGUUUUAAAGUUUCGAUGACAAUGCAUUAUUAUGAAAUAGGUACCUAAUAAGAAAUCAAUUUUCUUUAACCAUCAUGAAAUAUUUUUAAAUACCUGUAGGCUAUAGAUUUAUUAUUUUUAACGUGUCAAAAUAAAUUUGUUUAUUUCUUUUUAUUAUAGGCUACGUUUGAAAAAUUAGAAAAUGAACUGAGAGAGGUCAAUCAUAAUGCAGAGGCCUUGAAACGUAACUUUCUUGAGUUAACUGAACUCAAACAUAUUUUACGAAAAACUCAAGUAUUUUUUGACGAGGUAAAUUUUCUUCUUUAUUUUUAAAAUAAAUAUUUGAAGUUAUCUAAGUAGGUUUGUUAUAAUAUUCUAAUAGUUUAAAAAUUAAAUCAAAAUUUUAUUAGGUUAUUUAAAUAAGCAUUUAUGCCUAUUGUCUAGUAACAAAAAAUAAUUUCUUAAAAAUAACUGGUACCUAAUUGUCUAAGAGAUUUUGUAUAAAAUAAUAUAGGUAAUAUUAUAUUAUAAUAAUCUCAAAAGUUUCAGUUUCUGGCAGCGUCUAUUUAAACGAAAACCACCUCACCAUAGUUUACUAUGAUAUCAUUGGAUUUAAAAAGUUUUCAUUUGGGUUUCUAUCAUUUUCUUAUUUCACUGCAAUUUUUAUUUAUUCUUGUAUUUUUAUAUAGUAUUAUCCUUUUUUUCUUUCAUUGCUUUUUUUUAGAGUAUAUUAGUAUCUUAGAAUAUCAAGUUAAGCUUUAUUUGCUAAUUACACAACUGUAGUAUUUGAGAGUUUUUCAUGUAGCUUCUUAAAGUAUAUGUUUGAUGACAAAUUGACAUUUCUUUUACUUCCUGCAUUCACCUAAACAUAAUUUUUUAAUUUAAAUAUUUUCUAGUUUUAUAAUUAUUUGCUAUUGUUGUUUGUCAUCUCUAUAAAUUAUUUCAUUGAUUAAAUUAUAAUUGAAAUCAUAAUGAUAUAUUGAAUUAGAAUACUUUAAAUCAAUAAUAAUACUUUUAACAACCAUAUAGACAUAGUUCUUUAUUUUAUUUAACCCUGUAGGUAUUUUCAAAUUAAAUACCUACUUCAUAUCUAUUCGAGUUACAAUACACCCCUUGCCUUUUUGUUAUAAUUGCGUAUUUAUAAUGGACAUUAUAUUUUUUAUCUUCUAAAUUUUGUACAUAAAUAAUUUCAAUUUCUAUUUACUAAAUACUGUUAUUAUAUGCCUACUGCUUAUCAUUUGCAUGUUUGCAUAUUUUGUACAGUUACCAUAACUGCACACCCAUUUUCUAUUAUUUUAGGGUUACAAAAUAGUUGCUCAAGUUUGUAUUUAUUGUUAAUCUCAUAAAUAGUGGUGACAAGAUUUUUUCUUAAUGAUAGUUGAUAAAAUAAAUAAUGGUGGAGGUAAAGUGUUAUUCACACAAAAUAGUGAUGUUUGCCAACAUAUCGUAUUGUAUAUAAUAAACUUUUAUUUGGCGAUGUUGACUAGUAUAUUAUCCUAAAAGUAAUGAUCAUUUUUUUAUCUCUUAAAAUUAUCCUUUUACUAAUAUAUUUUUUAACUAAAAAUAUAAAAAGUACCUAUAAACCAUUUUUAAUUUUGAUUUAGAUUUUACAUUCAGUAUUUCAAUACCAUUGUUAAAUAUUAUUAUUUUAUCUGUAUAUGAUAGCAAGACACAUUUAUUCGUACAAUGUUUAGGUAGCUUAAUUAUUAUCAUAAUUUAGCUUGUGAGUGUAAAAUAAUAUAAACAAUGUUAUUAUUUUUAUCAGUUAUUUUAUUAUUGUGAAUUUAGCUAUACGUACAUGUGAUUAUAGGUGUAAAAUUUACCAUGUCAACAUAGCAAAAUAAUUGUUAAAUUAACACUUUCACGAGUGAAUUAGUUUUUAUAGGUUUACGCUCGGGAGAUUGAACUAACUUGCUGUUUUCUUGAUACUAAAUUUGAGUAAAAACGUAUAAAUACGCACAAAAUAAACAAUAUGUCCAAUAGUUUAAGUAGUAAACAAUUUAACAAAUAAAAUACAUGAUAAAUUUGAUUUUUAUUUCAUAAUAUCAAGAGUAGGUGUAGUUGCAUAGAAUGUGUGUAUAUAUUUUUCUAGGCGGUUUCUAUAAAACGUAAAAGUACGUCUUUACUCGUCAAAAGGUUAAAGCAUGCAAUUUUUUGGUAUUGGUUAUAUUUUUAUAUUAAGUUAUUUAUACAAACUUAAAUUGUUUUAGAAUAUUGUAAAAAAUUGUCAUGAAAAUAAAUAUAUUUUAUAACAUAUCUACCUAUAAAUAAUUAUUUACAUAUUUUUAACUUUGAAUUUUUUAUCAUUUUAAUAAUCGAUAUAUAUUAUUUUAUUUUAAAAUCAUUAAUAUCUAUUUUUAUGUAAUUUAAUUAUAUUUAUUUUCAAUAAUCAGUUAUAUUAUUCACUUAUAGCAUUUGUUUAUACACUAUUGUAAAAAGAGAAACUCAAAAUAUAAAGUUUCUGCUUUUAAUUAUUUAAUCAUUUUAGAGAUUAUUCUUUUUUUUUUUUUUAAGCUUCUUUUUUAUUUGCUUACUAGUUAUUACUGGUUAGUAAGCAUUGAAAAUUGUAUUAUACUUAAUUUAAAACAAAUAUUUAUUAUAGAUUUAGACAGUUUUAGGUUCCAAUGUGUUUUAUUUAAAAUUUUGCAUUUAAUUUUUUUUUUAUAUUUAUUUAAUUUUAACUGAGCAAGUUGACGUUAAUAUAUUUUAUUUAAAAAUUAUUACAAUGUAAUGUAUAAUAAUUUUUGAUGCUUGCUUUUUCAUACAAUCAUUUUCGUCAUAUACUUACUAUAACAAAAAUAUUUGUCUGGUGGGGUGGUGUAUGUCCGUAUGUCGUCCCUAUGGCGCAUGUGUGUGUGUGUGUGUGUGUGUGUAUGCGUGUGCGUGUGUAUGUGUUGCCAGACUGAACAGCAAAUGGGUACCGCGGUUGCUUCGCAGAUGGCUGACCCAAAUCGGGAGGACGAGCAAGUGACACUGCUAGGCGAGGAAGGACUUCGCGCCGGCGGUCAAGCCCUCAAACUAGGGUACGGUUAUAUGAUUUUUUUAUUUCAUAUGUAGUAUUGGUUUUUAAUUGCUGUAUGCUUUAUUAUUCUAUUCAAUGCAAUCAUGUCAUCUGUGGGAUUUUAAAUGUAAUAUUAUUUAGGUAUUCUGCUCGGUUGUUUAUCUGGGGUUCAAAAAUCUUGAAAAGACCAGAGUCAAAAUUUGAACCAGAAAAGGUUGGGAACUACUAUUUUAGGUAGAUUCUCUAAGAGUGUUAUUAUGAUUACUGUGUAUUCUAAUACCAAUUCUAAAAUUACAAUUGUGAAUUUUCUUGAUCUAAUAUAUUGUGUGUGUGUGUGUGUGUGUGUGUGUGUGUGUGUGUACAAAAAUGUAUGUGCAAUAUUAGGUAAUAAAAAAGAAAAUUAUCAAAACAUAUUUACAUUGCACUAUAAAGUAAUUUUACCUAAUACUUAUUAAUAUUAGUAUUGUUGACUGUACAAGAUAUUCUAUUUGUUCUUAAUUGUUUUAUUUUAUUCAUUCUGAAUGAAGUAUAUAAAAAUACUUUACUGGGAAGAAGAGAUUAAUCAGUUACCUAUAAUAUUAAAAUUUAAUUUUUAAUUGCUUUUAAUUUAAAUACUAAAUAAUUUAAUAUUAUUGUUAUGUAAGAUUAACAUUAUUAUUGGUAUACAGGGUAAUUUUUUUAUCAUGAACCAGAAAUUGUCUCAGAGGAUUUUAAGUGAAUUUGAUUUCUGUUCUUUCUAAUCAUUAUGGAAUUGUUUAAGCUUUAUUUUAAAACCAUUUUUAAUUUUUACUCCUACGCCAUAUACCUUAAAUAAGUGCAUACUUUUGAUUUUCAAAAAGGAACCCCCCCCCCUUUUGAACACAAAUUUGAAUUGAGAAUAUUUUUCAAGAAAUUGUGAUAUGCAUCACACUAAUAUUAGAUUUACCGUUUAUGAAUUAUAACUGGUUAAAAUUUAGACUAGACGAGUAAGGAAGGGUAAUAAAUUGCCUAUCUAUGAUUCUUCUAUACUCCUGUCUAAACUUUAAACAGUUAUAACUCAUAAAGGUAAAUCUAAUAUUAGUGUGAUGCAUAUCACAAUUUCUAGAAAAAUAUUCUCAAUUCAAAUUUGUGUUCAAAAGGGGGGGGGGUUCCUUUUUGAAAAUUAAAAGUAUGCACUUAUUUAAGGUAUAUGGAUUAGAGGUAAAAAAUUAAAAAUGAUUUAAAAAUAAAGCUUAAACAAUUCCAUAAUGAUAAGAAAAAACAAAAUUGCUGGUUCAUGAUAAAAAAAUCACCCUGUAUACAAUAUUUUAUAAUAAAUUUAAUAUUUUGCAAAAUCAAUGUUUUCCGACUAUAGGUUGUCUUUAUUGUGAUUUUUUGAUGAACUUAAUAGUGAAUACACAUCACAUAGUAAUUAUUGUAAGAGUUAAUUAAACUUAAAAAUAUUUGUAUAGUAUAUCAUAAUUUAUAAGGAUUUGGAAUUACUGUAUCCAAAUUCAACAUCAUAUGGCAAAAAUUAGUAAAUAAAUUAAUAUCAAAACUUUAAUUCACAAAUCCAUAAGAAAAAGUAUAUACACGUAUUUCAAUAAUAUUAUAAAAAUAUAGGCAUUACUUAUAUAUAUGUCAAUUUGUUAUGGAUUUGAAUUUUCACUUUUUUUUUUUAAUUAACUUAAAUAAAUGUCCAUUAAUACUCCAUUCUAACCUUACCUAAUGACAAUUUAUUGUAUUUGUGUCAAAAAUAAUUGUGAUUGUAUUUUUUACUAACUAAAAUUAUCAUAUAACUGUUAUUUACUGUAUUGUAUUAUUUAAUAUUAGAAUAAGAUUGUGGUGGAGGAUUUAAUAAAAACAACAUAUAUUGUUUUUGGUUAUUUAAAAUACUUAAAAAGAUGGAUUUAUAAGAAUAUGAUUUUUUUUUGAAAAAAAUUAUUUAUGGUGCAUCAUAACUGGACCUAGGUUGGUUUUCCGAUGUUAAACUGUGAACUUAAAAAUGUCUAAUUAAUUUUGCUGAAAAUAUGUAAUCAUAAAUAUAAGCAUAUUUUUGAUUUAGUGAAUUCUUAUCAAAAUUGAUAGCCUCAUAAUAUUAUAAAUAUAGGUCCUGUGCUUUGAAAUUAUAAAUCAGGUAAAUGGGGUGCAACAAAUUUUGACCUAUAUAAUAAUUUAUUGUAUACAAUGCUUGUCUCACCAGUCACUAAUAAAAUUAUUAUUUUAAUAUUAAUACAAUUUUAUUAUUUUCAAAUGUUAAUAUGGGUCUCAUAGAUGGUGCUUGGUACUUCACUGCUUUUGCUUUUACACUUUAAAUAAUAUCAUUGCAAAACAACAUUACUCUAUUUUCCCUAUAAAAAUUAAAACUUGAAUAUAUCAUUUUUAAAGUACACAAUAAUAUUUUCAUAUUAAAUUAUAGUUAAUAAAGAACAAUGCCUAUUUUAAAAAUAAUAUUAAACAAAUUAAUUUAAUCAAUGACAAAUAAAUAUCUAUUAUUAUAUUAUAUUUAAUAUAAUAACAUUAAACAAAUGUGUAAGACAAAUGCAGGGUUUUUGAUUAUGAAUGGAUUUUCAUUAAUUUCACAACAUACAUGAUUUGUAGACUUUAAACAAAUACCAAAAGAUAAUUUCUUAUUUAAUAAAUUUUUAAAAUAAUCAUAAAAGAUCAGAAAUGUAUUAAAAUUUUACGACCAUAUGUGUGUGUGCGCGCGUGUGUGUGUGGUGUACAAUAGCAAGAGGGUGGUUUGCACCCAACAGAAUCGAUGACGCGGGCUCUUAUUAGUGAUGACUCAAUAGCACGUCAAGUCAACGCUGGCCCAGUGCAAUUGGGGUAUGUAUCUAUAUAUUGAUAUUAUUAUUUAUACACAUCUACACAUGGAUAUUUACAAAACGUUUAUAUGAUUAAACACAAUUUUUAAUAUUGAGAUUACCAAAUUAUACUAUGUACAUUUUUUUAAAAAAACAUGCUUAACUAAGGGCAUUUAUGUUUUGUUGUGAGAGUUUGAUAAAUGAAUUAAAUUUUUUUAUUAAUUUGAAUCAUUUCAUAAACACUAUAAUAAUCCAUCGUUUCUGAGUUGGUGAGUGGAAUAUGUGAAAGAAUUGCAGGUCUAAGACUGAUUUUGGUUAAUGGGAGAAAAAUUAUAUUGAUCAUUCCACCACAAUCUUAGUUUUAUUUACUUACAAUUUUAAUAGUCUGGCUAAUAUGGUUUUGUCUUCAAUGCUUUAUUAUGUUUAAUAAUCAAUUUUUCAAAAUUACUCUUUUAAAUAGACUUAUUAAAUUAUUUUGAAAUUAAAGAUUUGUUGCUGGUGUUAUACUGCGAGAGAGAAUUCCUGCAUUCGAGCGAAUGUUAUGGCGUGCCUGUCGUGGAAAUGUAUUUUUGAGGCAAGCAGAAAUAGAAACACCGUUAGAAGAUCCAUCAACUGUAAGAAUGGUUAUAUUAUCUAAAUUAAAUUUCAACCUGUAUCAGUGCUCAUAUUAUUGUCAGACAAAUACAUAGGUGUAUCUCUUAUAAAAUAUUUGUAAUGAUUAAAUUUUUAGGGAGAUCAAGUUCACAAAUCAGUUUUCAUAAUAUUCUUCCAAGGAGAUCAAUUGAAGUCUCGAGUUCGUAAAAUAUGUGAAGGAUUCCGUGCGACAUUAUAUCCAUGUCCUGAAGCUCCAUCUCAACGACGUGAAAUGGCUAUGGGAGUUAUGACUCGAAUUGAAGAUUUAAACACUGUAAAUAACUGUUAAACAUUAAUUUAAACUUAAGAAUUUUAUCACAAGACAAUUGUUUGUAGGUGCUGGGUCAAACACAAGACCAUCGUCAUCGUGUGCUAGUUGCUGCUGCUAAAAACAUUAAAAAUUGGUUCAUUAAAGUUGUUAAAAUCAAGGCAAUUUAUCAUACAUUAAAUUUAUUUAACUUGGAUGUUACACAGAAAUGUUUAAUUGCUGAAUGUUGGGUACCAUUGCUUGAUAUUGAAACUAUACAAUUGGCUUUACGUAGAGGAACAGUAAGAUUUAAUUAUCUUAUAAUAUGUCUAUCAGUUUUUAAUUAUAUAUUACAAUAGGAACGUAGUGGUAGUUCUGUACCACCCAUAUUGAACAGAAUGGACACAUUUGAAGAUCCACCAACUUACAACCGAACAAAUAAAUUUACAAGUGCUUUCCAAAAUUUGGUAGAUGCUUAUGGUAUAGCCAGUUACAGAGAAAUAAAUCCAAGUAAAGUUUAAAAGUUUUUAAUUGAAUAUGAUUUAAUAUUUUAUUUAUUUUAUUUUAAUUACAGCCCCAUAUACUAUAAUCAGUUUUCCAUUUUUGUUUGCUGUGAUGUUCGGUGAUCUUGGUCAUGGAUUAUUGAUGUUUUUAUUUGCUGCAUUCUUAGUAUUGCGCGAAAAACCAUUAGCUGCAAAGAAAACAGACAAUGAAGUAUGCACAUCAAAUAAAAAAAAAAUUAUAAUAAAACACUUAAAUAUUUUAUAAAUGUUAAUUUGUUAUUAUUAAUAAUAUUUAUUUUAGGUGUGGAAUAUUUUCUUUUCGGGUCGCUACAUUAUAUUACUUAUGGGCCUCUUUUCUAUGUACACUGGUCUAAUAUAUAAUGAUAUAUUUUCAAAAUCCCUUAAUUUGUUUGGCUCUCAUUGGCAUACAAAUUACAAUGAAUCGACAAUAUUAACAAAUAAAAACUUACAGCUUAAUCCUUCUGAAUCAUUGGAUUAUGAUCAAAACCCGUAUCCAGUGGGACUUGAUCCUGUUUGGCAGGUAAAAAUAGAGUAAUUUAUUUUAUACACUAUACAAUUCUUUGUAACGUCUAUUCAAUAGACCUAACCUAACCUUUACAAUAGACUUUAUUGUCAGAAAUAUAUAUUUAUUAUUUUUACUAUUUCAGUUGGCUUUAAACAAGAUUGUAUUUUUGAAUGCAUAUAAAAUGAAAAUUUCAAUUAUAAUUGGUGUGUUACACAUGUUGGGUGGUGUUAGUCUGAGUUUGUACAACUAUAGGUAAUAAUCUAAAUACCUUAAAUAUCUCAAUGCACAUGUUAAUGUUAUUAAAUUUGAAUGUAUUACAAUUUUUAGGUAUUUUAAAGAUAGGCUUUCCAUUAUUUGUGAUUUUAUUCCACAAGUGAUAUUCUUAGUAUUCCUAUUCUUCUACAUGGUUUUAUUGAUGUUUAUUAAAUGGGUAUCAUAUGCACCUCAAAAUGGUAUUUAUUUCAAUUAAUUUGGAUAUUAUUUUGAAAUGUUAAAUAGUAAUCUAAUUAUUUUAAAUAUUCUGUGGUGAUUUCAGAUUUCCCUAAAAGCCCUGCGUGUGCGCCUUCUAUUUUAAUUACAUUUAUAAACAUGGUGUUAUUCAAAAAAGCUGAUCCAUUAAAAAAUUGUGAUACAGUUUAUAUGUUUGCAGGACAAGUAACUAUUUUUGAAAUUAAAUCUAUAAUUUUUAUUGAACAUUUCAGUUCUAAAAAUUAUUAUUAUUUCUUUUAGCGUGUCUUACAAAAGUUUCUAGUAUUCAUUGCUCUUUUGUGUGUACCAAUUAUGUUACUCGCUAAACCCAUUUACAUAAUGCGUCAACAAAAAGAUAAACAUGUCCAGGUAAACUUCAUGCAAAUUUAAUAUUUAACAGAAUAUUUAAUUGCAAUUUUUAAAACGCUCAUUAUUAUAAAUGUAUACAGUUAGUUAAUGGUCAUGCAACAACUGAAAAUGGUGAUGCAGAAGGUGCUGGUCGUGUUGUUCAGCCGCCACAGCCACACGCCGGUGGACAUGACGAAAAUGAAAUUGGUGAACUUUUUAUUCAUCAAGGCAUUCAUACAAUUGAAUAUGUGCUGGGAUCUGUGAGCCACACAGCAUCAUACCUUCGUUUAUGGGCUCUUUCUUUAGCCCAUGCACGUAAGUUGUUAAAUGUGUUUUUUUUAUUAUAAUUAAGAGCUAAUUUUAAUUAACAUUUCUUUGUUUAACAAGUAUAAUAAUAAUAAUAAUAAUAUAUGUUAUCAAUGUUAUUCUGGUUAUGCUAAAAAGAAAUUUUCAUAUAAUAAAGUUUUAAAAUUGUUUAUAAUUUCUGAUAAGCUAUGCUUUUGAUGGUGAUUAUUAGGGAAUGAAUUUUUAUGUAAUAAAAAAACAAAAAUAUGUACAUAAAUAUGGAAGUUUAAAAAAAUUUAUAAAAUAUAUUAUGCCGAGAACAUUAAAAUAUGGGGGAAAACAAUUUUUUAAUUUAGUUAUAAUUUUUUUAUCACUGAUUUGACAAUUUGCAUACUAUCAUUUAAGGACAUAUUUUUUGUGUAAGAUAACGACUAAAAAUAUAAAUCGACAGUAUACCGAUAAAUGGUUGUUUUCGUUCACUACAACAUUAUGAAAUAUGUAAACAAAGUUGGCGUCAUUUUAAUAAGAAUGAUUUAAAUUGUGAACAUUUCUUAUCAAGUCUUAAAUAUACUGUUCUAAUAAAAUAUGUAUUUACAUAUAAAUCCGUUUUCUAGUGAUUAUAUUAUACUAUGGCUAAAAACCAAAGAUUGGUAAUAUCUUAGCUUUAUCCUGGAGUGGAACUAUUUUAUAAAACUAAUAAACAUAUUUUAAUAUUUCAGAAUGUUGUCUAUAAAUUAAUUAUUUGUCAAAUUUUUUUUUAGAGUUAUCUGAAGUAUUAUGGAGUAUGGUCAUGUCCAAAGGUCUUAUAUUAGAUUCGUGGAUUGGUGGUGUUUGGUUGUGGUUUGUGUUUGGUUUCUGGGCAAUACUGACAGUUGGCAUUCUUGUACUUAUGGAAGGUCUUUCCGCAUUUUUACACACACUUCGUUUACAUUGGUAAAAUCUUAUUUGAAUACCUACUUACAGUAUUAUAUUUAUAUUUUGUAUAUUUUUAUUAAAAUAUUAAAUAUAUUAGGAUUUUCAAAUGUUUGUAUUCAAUUUUUUUUUUUUUAUUUUUAGGGUGGAGUUCCAGAGCAAAUUCUAUAAAGGUCUUGGUUAUGCAUUCACACCAUUUUCUUUUGAAGUUAUUUUAAAUACCGCUGCAACGGCAGUUGAAGAAUAAACAUAACACAUUCAAAUAAUGAAUGUAGUAACAUUAUUAUUAUUUUAGAACUAUAGUUGAAAUAUAUUAAUGAUAUUAAGAAUAAAUAUUACAAUUAAAAUUGAUUUCAUUCCAUUUUCAAUGGUUUUCAUAAAUUUUUGAUUCAAGGAAUCUUCUUUUUUUGAACCUAUCAUUGAAUAUAAUUUAAUUUUUAAAUAUUUAGACUUAAUGUUUAUAAAAACAAUAAAGAAAAUUAUACUUAGAUGUUGUAGUUUUAUUUUUUAAAGUUUAUUAUUAUUAAAGUUAAAUAUAAAAAUGCCC
Messenger RNA from Cinara cedri, 11047 nucleotides. The record is from the annotation of a GenBank genome assembly. Lineage: Eukaryota; Metazoa; Arthropoda; Insecta; Hemiptera; Aphididae.